AUGCAGGCAGCACAAGUUUGCAGCUGGUUGGAACCAGCAAUGUUGUCGCACCUGCUGCCGCUAGCCGGGCGUGAUCGCAUCAACCGCACGGAGUUCGAUCGAAUGGUCCUCACUCUUGAGCCACAGCUAGCAGCUGCUGACGUGGAGCGUCUCUGGAGGAUCCAUGGCCCAUCUCCGGAGAUGAGCCUUGCAGAGCUCGUCCAUUUUAGCCCCACGCAGGGCGGCGACAGCUGGGCAGAAGCAGCACUGCGGCGUGUGGCACGGCGUCUGGCACCAGCCCUGACCACUCCGCCCGACACGUUCCGACGGUUCAACCUGACCAGCAUCACUGGGCUGUCCUAUGGUGAGUUCGAGGGCCUGCUCUUGGCGCAGGAUCCACGCAUGACCCGCGAUGACGUGAUAGCCUUGUGGCGACUUACUGAUGCCGACGGGAACGGCAGAGUGGACCUGGGAGAAGUGGUGUCCGUGCUUCGGCGAGCUCAGCUUGAGGGCCUCACACAGGGCAGACCCCUGCCGCAACCACCGGCCAGCCCUGUAGAUCGCGACAUGAUCUUGGAGGCGCACGUGGCGCAGAUCGACCGCAGCUUCCGGAACCGAGGUGUCAUGCUCCCAGGCUUCAGAGUUUGCGAUUUGCACAACGAAAACCAUCACAGACCGGAGCCUCAGAGGCGUUUUGAAUCCGGAGAGUCGCAGAAGUCAGAGUUGCACAGAUGGACGAACAAGAAUGGGCAAGAGAGCUUGUUGAGAAGGCCGUUGCAGCCCUUGGCUUGA
Symbiodinium natans is the source of this 771-nucleotide messenger RNA. Lineage: Eukaryota; Dinophyceae; Suessiales; Symbiodiniaceae. The record is from the annotation of a GenBank genome assembly.